CCUGCACUACACUUCCCAGGAGGCUGUGCGCGGCGGCGGAUCACGUGACGGGAGCGCGGGCUUUGGAAGGCGGCGGAGCGGGAGGGCAUCCGCGGCGGUGCUGAGCAGCUUGCGGGGCCAAGCACGGUCCUGGGCGACACCGGACCCAGCGCUAGCUGUCGAGGAGGCCUCGCGCCUUAAAGGCCAGCCGUCCCUCCUGUCUCACUAUGGGAAUUCAAGGCCUGGCCAAACUGAUUGCUGACGUGGCCCCCGGGGCCAUCCGGGAGAAUGACAUCAAGAGCUACUUUGGCCGCAAGGUGGCCAUCGACGCCUCCAUGAGCAUUUAUCAGUUCCUGAUCGCCGUGCGCCAGGGCGGGGACGUGCUGCAGAACGAGGAGGGGGACACCACCAGCCACCUGAUGGGCAUGUUCUACCGCACCAUCCGCAUGAUGGAGAAUGGCAUCAAGCCCGUGUACGUCUUUGACGGCAAGCCACCGCAGCUCAAGUCGGGCGAGCUGGCCAAGCGCAGCGAGCGGCGGGCCGAGGCCGAGAAGCAGCUGCGGCAGGCCCAGGCCGCCGGCGCCGGGGACGAGGUGGAGAAGUUGACCAAGCGCCUGGUGAAGGUCACCAAGCAGCACAACGACGAGUGCAAGCAGCUGCUCAGCCUCAUGGGCGUCCCGUACCUGGACGCGCCCAGCGAGGCCGAGGCCAGCUGCGCCGCCCUCGCCAAGGCCGGCAAAGUCUACGCCGCGGCCACGGAGGACAUGGACUGCCUGACCUUCGGCAGCCCCGUGCUCAUGCGGCACCUGACGGCCAGCGAGGCCAAGAAGCUGCCCAUCCAGGAGUUCCACCUGAGCCGGAUCCUGCAGGAGCUGGGCCUCACGCAGGAGCAGUUCGUGGACCUGUGCAUCCUGCUGGGCAGCGACUACUGCGAGAGCAUCCGGGGCAUCGGGCCCAAGCGGGCCGUGGACCUCAUCCAGAAGCACAAGAGCAUCGAGGAGAUCGUGCGCCGCCUCGACCCCAGCAAGUACGCCGUGCCCGAGAACUGGCUGCACAAGGAGGCCCAGCAGCUCUUCCUGGAGCCCGAGGUGCUCGACCCGGCGUCCGUGGAGCUGAAGUGGGGCGAGCCGAAUGAGGAGGAGCUCAUCAAGUUCAUGUGCGGCGAAAAGCAGUUCUCGGAGGAGCGGAUCCGCAGCGGGGUCCGGCGGCUGAGCAAGAGCCGCCAGGGGAACACGCAGGGCCGCCUGGACGACUUCUUCAAGGUGACCGGCUCGCUCUCGUCGGCCAAGCGCAAGGCGCCCGAGCCCAAGGGGUCCGCCAAGAAGAAGGCGAAGCCUGGGGCAGCCGGCAAGUUCAAAGGGGGGAAAUAAAGGCGCGUCCCCGGCCCUGGAGUACUGGCCUCGCUGGGACCUCAACCCAAGAGAGCUUCGUGCCGGGGGGGGGGGGCUCGCGAUGCUUCCCCAGCUCCCCCUGCCCCUUAGCGCUUGCCCUUCUGUACUUGAUCUUGCGGCAGGAAGGCGCCGGGGACACUUUGUUUUCUUCUCUCUUAGCUCAGGAAAGUGUGUCCAGGCCCCUAAGGCCCGGCAGGCACUCUCAUGGACUCCGAUCCUAUUGUUAUGGGAAAGGGACAGCUCCAGGUUUUGAAGAGGGGGUGGGGGAUAAGUGGUAGAGAUGGAAGUCUGUGUAAAACUGAUUUCCUGACUGGCCCAACUGGUGGCUGACGGGAAGGGGGGGUGGGUGGCACCGGACUGGGUUUCUCCCUGGCUCGGCCUUGCCCGGCCCUGUAGGGGAGGCGGCAGGAAACCCCGGUCUGACCUGGAGCGCCGCUGAGAAGUAGGGAGAGCCGGGGUCCCCGGAGUGGGCCACAGGGGUCCAACUGCGGGCUGCGUGUCUGGGGUGGGCAGAAACUUGAACCUGCUAUGUAACUUGAGUCUUCACGGUGGUCCUUUAGAGGCAUAAGAUGGCCAGAUUCUAAUGGCUUCCCUGAGGCGGUCAGCUGAGACUUGGGGACGGGGUGCUUGUUUUCAUGUGCUGUUUUUGUUUUAAACGUAUGAACAAAAGAGUCAAUAAAAUUAUAAAAGGA
Suricata suricatta (meerkat) is the source of this 2062-nucleotide messenger RNA. It is a transcript of the gene FEN1, whose product is annotated as flap structure-specific endonuclease 1. Gene Ontology annotation, cellular component: nucleus. The transcript is spliced from 2 exons. The record is from RefSeq and is a predicted model, not a curated record. Bases 207 to 1349 code for a protein of 380 amino acids. Lineage: Eukaryota; Metazoa; Chordata; Mammalia; Carnivora; Herpestidae. Gene Ontology annotation, molecular function: 5'-3' exonuclease activity; RNA-DNA hybrid ribonuclease activity; magnesium ion binding.